Molecule: messenger RNA, 1111 nt
Organism: Nicotiana attenuata
Lineage: Eukaryota; Viridiplantae; Streptophyta; Magnoliopsida; Solanales; Solanaceae
Product: protein RER1A-like
Exons: 4
Coding region: 199-774 (191 amino acids)
Biological process (GO): protein retention in ER lumen; retrograde vesicle-mediated transport, Golgi to endoplasmic reticulum
Cellular component (GO): Golgi membrane
Source: RefSeq, a predicted model, not a curated record
AUAGUGAAAAGGGGGACAAAGCACAAAUAUCAAUUGAAAAAAAUAUACGUAAUAGUAAAAAUUUCUCGUUCGUCGGCAGGCCCAUUUGAGUGAAGUAAGAGCACAGAUCCGAUCGUAAUUUCUCCUCUGCCCGCCCUCCCCAAGACUCAAUCUCCUCACUUAUCUUCAGUUAGCGAAGGAUUGUGAAGUUGAGUUUUUAUGGAGGGUGAUGGUGCCUCAGCGGCUGCUGCAUUGAACAAACAGAGGCUUGAACUUUCAAAACUUUUCCAAUACUAUUUAGAUAAAACUACUCCUCAUGCUACAUAUAGGUGGAUUGGAACUUUUGUCUUAGCAUUGCUUUAUGCUCUGCGGGUUUAUUAUGUUCAAGGAUUCUAUGUUGUUACCUACGGUUUGGGCAUCUAUAUACUCAAUUUGCUGAUCGGUUUCCUGUCACCUCUUGUUGACCCUGAGUCGGAACCUUCAGAUGGACCAUUGUUGCCAACUAAAGGUUCAGAUGAAUUCAAGCCUUUCAUACGUCGCCUCCCGGAAUUCAAGUUCUGGUAUGCCAUAACAAAGGCUUUCUGUGUGGCAUUUGUCAUGACUUUCUUCUCUCUUUUUGAUGUUCCUGUGUUCUGGCCUAUAUUGUUGUGCUACUGGAUUGUUCUUUUUGUCCUUACCAUGAGACGACAAAUUAUGCACAUGAUCAAAUACAGAUACAUCCCAUUCAACCUUGGAAAGCAGAAAUAUUCUGGGAAAAGGCCAUCAACAAGUGGCAGCAGCCCAAGGGCCGACUGAACUUUUGCCGGUUUUGGAGAAAGUGGAGGAGGAAGAAGAAAAGAACAAGAUGGAUUGCUGCAUAUCUUUUGGCUAAUGUGAUUCGUACUUACAUUGAACUCUGACCCAAAAACAGAGAAACAAUUGUAGUUUGUUAGCGUUCUUUAAUUGUUUUCUUUUCCAGUUUUCUUGAUUAUCUCUGGUAAUAUUAGUUUAAUUUUUGGACGUAGAGAACCAGAGUUAUUGCUUUGUUUACAAUAGAAGCUAUGUAUACGGAGAAGGAUCUUUUUUAGUCACUAGCAGUGGAAUUUCAUUGGCAUAUAAAACUUACAUCCCUUAGUAACCUGUAUUUUAUGCA